ACCGUCCACCCUUUCCUGCGGCAACGCGCCGACCAAACUACUCGACACAAACCCGUAAAAACACAGGCCGAUCUCGGCUCGCCCAUCGUGCCGAUCUCGGCCUCCCGGCUCUCUCCACUCGCCUCAAUCCCCAAUGGCCGUCGACACCACCACCGCGGCGCCUUCCCACCCUGAAGGCGACGAAGGCGGUGAAGAGGCAGUGCGGCCGCUCCUCUCCGGCGCGCCCGCUGAGGUGGAGGAUGAGGAACUGGACAUCAGGUACGCGCCCUAUGCGCGCCGUGAUGCGUACGGGCCGAUGGGCCGCGGGCCGCUCUCUGCGGCGCAGGUGGCACGGUUAGUGCUGGCGGGCGUCGUUCUCCUCCCGCUCCGUCUCGUCGCAGGGGUGCUCCUGGUCGUCGCCUACUAUCUCGUGUGCCGUGUGUGUACGCUGUUUGUGGGCGGAGUGGGAGAGGGCCGUCCCCGCCUACAGGGGUUGAGGAGGGAGGCCGUGCUGCGUGCUGGCCGCGUGUUGUCGCGGGCAAUGCUGUUCGUGUUCGGGUUCUACUGGAUCCCCGUGUCCGAUCGAAGCUUCCCCAAUGCCGAGGAUGUACCUAAAGAUCACUAUGAAGAACUGGAAAGACCAGGGGCGAUUGUAUCUAAUCAUGUGUCAUAUGUGGACAUUCUUUAUCAUAUGUCAGCUUCUUCUCCGAGUUUUGUUGCUAAGAACUCAGUGUCCAAGUUGCCGUUGAUUGGUCUCAUAAGCAAAUGUCUUGGGUGCAUUUUUGUUCAACGAGAAUCCAAAUGUUCAGAUUCUAAAGGUGUCUCAG
This is a messenger RNA of Triticum urartu, 806 nucleotides long. NCBI's taxonomy places the organism in Eukaryota, Viridiplantae, Streptophyta, Magnoliopsida, Poales, Poaceae. The record is from RefSeq and is a predicted model, not a curated record.